AUGUCCACAUCGAGGGCAAGGAAGCACAGGGAGCGGCUGGCUUGUGCAGCAUGUCGGCAGAGGAAGCUCAAAUGUGACCGUGAGAGCCCCUGUGGCAGCUGUGUCCGCAGGAGAGAUGUUACAUCCUGCUCCUACGAAGUUUCCAUCGAUAGCGACCGUCGCCGCAACGCCCAGGCCCAGGCGCGUCUUGAACAUCUGGAACACCUCGUAGGGUCACUUAUGGGACAACGUUCAAAAACCACUAUCGGAGUUCAGAAUGGUAAUGUGGCUUCUGAGUUGCCAAACAGUUCGGACCCUGCGGAACAAACAGGCGCAUGGUCGUCUUCUCGCUCAGACUUUUGUUACCAAGAUGGCAGCGGUACAACACACUGGUCAGCCAUGCUGGAUGACAUAAGAGCUCUCAGAUCCACGCUAGAUCCUUUUGAGGAAGAUGACAGAGAUGAUGGAGAUACAAGUGCGCCUCAGGCAGGAGUUGACUUGGGAAUGGGCGUCAUGUUCGGCGCUAGCCUUUCACAAUCGGCCAGCAUCGAACAAAUACUCAAUGCUCACCUUCCAUCGCGAAGGAACGCCGACCGCCUGCUGUCUACAUAUUUCCGAACACGCUCCUACGUUACGCCAUACAUACAUUCAGUACAGUUUCAGAGGCAGUACGAGGCUUUUUGGAGAGACCCUCGCGCUGCAUCGCCGCUUUGGAUAUCAAUCCUCUUUUCGAUACUGUUCAUUGCCACCAACAUUUCCCGAACGGGUAAGGAAAAUGAGGCACCAGGGCCUGGGCUUACAGUUGCUGCCGCUCAGUGUCUCGCUCUGGGCGAGUACUUCCGUCCCAAGGCCUUCUGCUUUGAGGCACUCCUGCUUUAUAUCCAUUCGCACUUCAUCACCCGCUUGGAAAUCUCUCCAGACGUGGCAGGUCUUCUCAGUAUGCUUGCCCACAUUGGCACGGUUUCAGGCUAUCAUAGGGAGAGCAGCGUCUCAAGCCUAAGUCCUUUCGAAGCAGAGAUGCGGCGUAGAGCGUGGAGUACAUUCAUGCAGGUUGAUCUUCUAGUAUCGUUCCACCUGGGCGUUCCGUCGAGAGUCAGUUUAGCCAUCUCUGAUACACGUGCUUCAAGCAAUCUUCUAGACUCCGAUUUUGAUGAACGCGUCGCUCAACUACCCUCCUCACGACCGGAUACCGAGCUAACUGGUGUGUCGUUUUCCAUCCUCAAGCACAAGUUCAUGAUGAUAUUUGACAAGAUUCUUCAACAUGCACUGUCGAAUAACUCAAAGACGGCAGAAGAUGACCACAUCGACUCUUUGGAUACCGAACUCAAGACCUUAUACGAAAGCCUUCCGGAUAUAUAUCGCUAUCGUCCAAUGGAAAGUUGCAUCGUCGACCCGCCUCAGCUUAUUGUCGCUCGGCUUUGUAUCACCUUUGUUUACUACAAAAGCCUGUGUGUUCUUCACCGUCCACAUGUGCCCCAAAGGCGAGAGAAGAGUAUUCAAAAAUGCUAUCAGGCAUCAUGUACCCUGAUAACGUACCUCCUACAGGUUUACGAGGAGUGCAAGCCUGGAGGUCAAUUGGAAACUGAGGAGUGGUUCGUGAAGAGUAUUACUUGGCAUGACUUGUUACUCGGCGCAACCACAUUGUGUCUUGUGGCCUUCGCAACACACCAGUCCCCGGAAAGCUAUGAUGUGGACCAAACGAGUGUACUGGUUCUCUUGGAAAAGGUCAGAGCGGUCAUUCAAGAUGAGAAAUCGGAAGAUGGGGCAAGGUCACGAUCCAGGGCUUUAUCAAUAAUGGAAGCUACAAUUUCUCAUUUAAGGGUGCACCAAAGUGGCGAAGGCAUACGCACGAUGGCCGAUGUGCCGGUAUUACCACCCGCCAGCCCGAUGCAAGAAUUCCCAGACAUAAACCAGGACAUAGGCUGGAAGCCAGGGGAGGGUGAGCAGGUCCCGUACGAAACUGAUUGGGAUUAUCUCAACGAGCUGUUUGGUGCCUCUGAUCACGACAUGUUUACGACAUUGGAAAUGCAAGGAUUGUAA
Messenger RNA from Fusarium coffeatum, 2019 nucleotides. RefSeq lists its product as uncharacterized. The transcript has a single exon. Gene Ontology annotation, biological process: regulation of DNA-templated transcription; DNA-templated transcription. The record is from RefSeq and is a predicted model, not a curated record. Gene Ontology annotation, cellular component: nucleus. Gene Ontology annotation, molecular function: DNA-binding transcription factor activity, RNA polymerase II-specific; DNA binding; zinc ion binding. Bases 1 to 2019 code for a protein of 672 amino acids. NCBI's taxonomy places the organism in Eukaryota, Fungi, Ascomycota, Sordariomycetes, Hypocreales, Nectriaceae.